UUGUUCUCCUCCUUGUCAGGUCCAGCGGUUAGGCGCUUGUUAUCGGUGGUCAUGUCAUCUGAAUUCGCGUCGUUCGCGGCAUAUACCCCGCCACCCGAUGACCCUGCUGCACGCGCAUCAACGUCCCGAGCUUCUCGACCAUGGUUUCCCAGUCACACUUCCUCCAACACCGACACCAAUGUCGUCUCUCCUGUAUAUGGAACCACAUCAUAUCAAUCCGGCGGCAUUCCUACCUUUGGUGACAGCGCGUCAGGCGGCAUGGGUGCUGUAGAGGAUGCAGAGAGCCAGCAGAACCAAUGGAAGACGCGAUAUGGAAUGCGCGUCGAUAUCUUGGCAGCAUUUGCAUAUAUACUGGGGCCGGUCUCGGCCCUAGUACUACUGAUCAUUGAGACGGAGAACGAUUUCGUUCGGUUUCAUGCAUACCAGUCAGCACUUCUGACAGCCCCCCUCAUACUACUGCGCAUAUUAUUCUCCCUCUUGCAUUUCUGGGGAUUCUUGCGGACAUUAUUGACCCUAUGUAUUUUCGGCUCGGAACUUUUCAUGGCAUACAGAGCUUUCACCGACGCAUCACAGAAUGGGCUUGUUCGAUUCCAGUUACCCUAUAUAGGGGUGCUCGCCGAGCAAUGGCUAGCGGAAGAAUGAGCCAACUUUACCGUUUGCAUUCUGCUUCAUGUAUUGUCUUAUCAUCAAUGCAUCUAUCCUUUGACCAUCGCAG
Molecule: messenger RNA, 715 nt
Organism: Schizophyllum commune H4-8
Lineage: Eukaryota; Fungi; Basidiomycota; Agaricomycetes; Agaricales; Schizophyllaceae
Exons: 5
Coding region: 52-642 (196 amino acids)
Source: RefSeq, a predicted model, not a curated record